UUCUUGCCUGUCUGAUCGAAAGGGAGAAGGGGGGUUAGAUGAUGAAGAAGUGAAAGAGGGGGGGGGUCCUAUUUUCUUAAGAGCGGAAAAAGCGUCACAGCGGGUGCAGAGCGCAGCACGGAGGACGGAAGAGAGGGAGACGCAUCACGGUGAGGGGGAGAUAGAGAAGACGGUGGGAGGAGGCGACAGCGGGUCGUAAACACGACAGAAAACGGCGAAUAGGACGGCAGAGAGCGGCGAUCACCCCCCACCGCCAACCCUCCUCAUCUCUCCAUCUCCAUCCUUGUCUGCGCCGUUCGGCUCAUCCCUUUGCGCACCGGAGCGGCGCGGUGUUUUCUGUUUUCUCUUUAUUUUAAUCCUCUCUGGACAAAACCUCUGCUCGGUCUGUCAGAGGAUAAACACCAGAGGCAAGAGAGGAGGCUGUGCCAUCACCACCGCCGACAGGAUCCACUGGAGGUGGUGCACGGGACGAUCAUCGGCGCAGGCGAUUCGGUGGAUAAAACCAAAGGAGGGGGUAAACACUACGAGAUGACCAUAGAGUAACCCGGCUGAGGCACACACACACACUGAGACAGAGAGAGACCCCGGCCGCCGGCUACCACCGAGACUCCAGCAUCACCAAUGCGAUGGCAUAGCGGUUUCUGCUGCAAGACUACCAGACUAGACUCAGACCAGCAGGGCUCGCAUCCACCAUGAACCUCUGAAAGACAUCCGACACAGGCACAGAUGGGCAGCGUCACAGGGAAGACGAAGGUUGCAGCAAUAGACUGGCAAAGACUGGUGACAUGAGCACAUGGGAGUAAUUACGGCAUUCAUGUCUUGGACUAGACGUACCUGGGAGUCCCAAAAUCAACAGCAAACACCCUCACGAUGCCUGCGGUUUCUCUGUUUGAUGAAAAUGCGGCGGCACAGGGUGUUCUUGCUCUGCACAGUGGGCCUGUGCGUCAUCUCCUUCCUCCACUACUACAAGGCCCUCCAUUACGUCUCCCUGCUGCGCGAGCUCUCAGCCCCGUACCCCAACAUCAAGUCCUUCAUCAUGGUCACCGGCUUCUUCUGGAGGGAGAAGGGUGUAGGCACCACCCCGCUCAGCCCCGCCUCACCUGAAGAAGCCCCUCCCCUACCCGUCCUCCGUCAACCGGACACCAAAGCUAGAGCUGUAGCGGGCGCUGUGGGAGGGGGAGGAGGAGGUGGAGGAGGAGGAGGGAUGGGGCUGGGGAUCGGCGGAGUUAUGGUUGGAGGUGCUGGGAUCGUUGGCAGCGCAGGGCUGGAGAUGAGGUUGAGGGAGGAGCCGGCGCCCCCUCACCCUUGGGAGAAACCAGAGGAGAAUGAGCGGGGAGACACUCCGAAUGAGGAGAGAGCUGAAGACCACUUGAAGCAGCGGAGCGCCAGUCACCCAGCCCAAGAUGCCGGGCCUGACCUCCCAGAGGUCCCAUUUGUGGAUAAAGAGCACCUGGACGCGUUGCUCAAUAAUCAGUUGCCAGACCCCAUAGAAUCCAUGGGAGACCUCCACACCCGCAAAUUCCAGCUUCAGGAUGACAAAACACCGUACUUUGUCCGAACCAAAGCUGGGGCCCUUUGCUUCAGGCAGGGGACAGAGGUGGCUACCCCAAAGGAGUACUCUGGGAAAUCAGGGGGGUCUGUGGCUAAUGGAGCCGGGGAUGGUGCCCGAGCUGCUGGGCAAAGGAAACCUCUGGAGGUCCAGCAGCAGCCCUCCGUAGCUCCAAAAGCCAAGACGAGGGUCAGGGGCAACGGGAAGCGGCUGGUUAAGUGUGUAUGUCGGCCGGGAUGGCACGGACCUUACUGUGGGGUUCCCACCAUGGUGUACCACUCCAAUUUGCCCACCAAGGAGAGGCUGACGCCCAGAGAGACCCCACGGAGGGUGAUCAACGCCAUCAAUGUUAACCACGAGUUUGACCUGCUGCAUGUGCGCUUUCAUGAGCUCGCACAAGCAGUUGAUGUAUUCCUUAUAUGCGAAUCCAACUUCACUGCCUAUGGAGACAAACGGCCUCUGAGUUUCCUGCGGCUCCUUCUCAAUGGUACGUAUGACUACAUACGUCACAAGAUCCUGUAUGUGUUCCUCGACCACUUUCCGGAGGGUGGUCGGCAGGACGGCUGGAUUGCUGAUGACUACUUGCGUACCUACCUGACACGCAACGGCAUGUCCAGGUUGAUUGGCAUAAGACCGGACGAUGUCUUCGUCAUCAACGACGCGGAUGAAAUCCCAGCACACGAGGGUCUGGUUUUCCUAAAGCUGUUUGAUGGCUGGACAGAGCCUUUUGCCAUCCACAUGCGCAAGUCACUGUACGGCUUUUUCUGGAAGCAGUUUGGCUCUCUAGAGGUAAUAUCAGGCUGCACAGUUGAAAUGCUCCGCGAGGUCUACGACGGCGACGGUAUCAAGCUCCGCCGUCGCGAAUACUACACCAUGCCGGGGUUCCGCAAGUACGAGAACGACACAGGCCAUAUCCUGGUGCAGUGGUCAGUGGGCAGCCCCUUCCACUUCGCCGGGUGGCACUGCUCCUGGUGCUUCACGCCCCAGGGGAUCUACUUCAAGCUGGUGUCAGCGCAGAACGGAGACUUCCCGCGGUGGGGCGACUACGAGGACAAGCGUGACCUCAACUACAUCCGCGAUCUGAUCCGGACGGGGGGCUGGUUCGAUGGCUCCCUGCAGGAAUACCCACCUGCGGACCCCAAAGAGCACAUGUACGCACCCAAGUACAUGCUGGAGCACUAUGACAGGUACCGCUACCUCCUGGAGAACCCUUACAGCAAAAUGUCCAGACUGAGUGAGGGCUAGGAGUUCAGCUAGGAACAGAUAGGUGAAAUAACUAGUAGGACCCAAGUGAGGCCUCAGCACUGAGUUUUGGGGGGCGAAACGGUACUGAUGAACUACAUCUCUCAUUGGAGCAAUACUACAUGUAUCUCCACCAGGCAGCACUGAUGUUGCAGGGACUUAAAAUCUCUUAAAAAUAAUUAUUUUGGGGUCAAAAAAGGGAACACUGAAUCGCAUUCACCAUGGAUUUGCGGAGCGAUCAUCGAGAGGAUACAACCACUGGAUAAACAAAAUCAUAGAUUUCCUCAUUCCUCCCUUUUUGGGGGAGGAGCCAAGCUAUCUCUCUUUUUGUCACCCCACCCCGUCCUCUCUUUCUUCGCCCGAGCCGAUUCCACACGCCUGCUGUCUGAGAGAAAGGGGCCGCUUCGGCGUAAAAAAAGAGGGAUAUUUCGCAGUCCUUAGAAGCCUGUGGAGAAACUUGGAAGUGAAGAAUUGUUUUUUUUCUGUCUGUGUUUACUGAAGUUUAUGGACUGGCUGAUGUUCCCACCUCACUCUUCACCUUCAGAUGUCUUCCUGUCAUAUUUGGUGACCUCCUUCCAGAAACAGACACACGUUCAGAUAUUAUUCUUGGGUCUCAGUAAAAAAGUAUAAAUCCUAUUAAACCCCGCUGGAGUACCCACUGCCAAAUGAAAAGGAAUGACUUGAUGGAGAAGCCUCAGCUCAUGUAUUCUCACUCAUCCACACGCACCUUAGACCUGUCUGUGUGUUUGUAAAAAUGUGUGUGUGUGUGUGUGUGAGAGAGAGUGUGGUCUGUCUUAGUGUCAUAUUGCGAGGUUUUGGGCUGUGAAGGGGGGACAAGAUCAGCAUGAGGAAACAGAAAGCGAGAAAUAAUCACCAGGGGGGCAACAGGGAAGAAAGACAGAAAGCGAGAUGGGAAAACACAGCAAGCGAGACAGAAGGCAGGAAAGAAAGGAGAGUAAUGAGGGAGGAAGAGAGAGGCGAUGAAAAGGAAAGAAAAGGAGGCUCUUUCGAUGUUCCCUUUUCCCACAGUGUCUGCUGACGCACAAGCGUUGCAGGGAUGAGUGUGCAGAAUGUGCGCAAAUGUGUGUGUCCCUCAGAGCUCACAGACAGCUCUGAAUAAAUCAUGCCCUGUCGAUGGCAUCCGAGGCGGUUGAAACUCGCCGUUAUUGUUUGUCCGAUGAGAACAACCGAGGCCUGUUGGGGAAAAGAUCACCCCUCAGUUUCGUCUUUCUGUCUGUCCAGCAGCCGAGAUGACUUUGUUUCCUUGGAAACUAAAGUAUCUGAAAAAGGAGACGGGAUGGGUGUUGUUAAGAUGAGUGGGUGGGUUCACAUCAGGCGAGGAGCUGCAGCGUUCAAACGAGGUCAGCGCCGACUGCGGGUCCCCUCAGUUAAAUAUUCCUCUUCCUCCUCAGCCAUCAAUCGCCCACUCUCUGAAAAUGACUCUCCCGAGCUCUUUCUGUCUCUCUCCUGUCCUCUUUUUUCUUCUUUACGCCGCUAAGUGUCUUUUUUUUCCGUCUUUGUUGUUGGUGUCCUUUUAAUCCUCAUUAGCGAGGCACUUUUUUUUUCUCGUCAAUUCAAUUAUUAGUCUCUCAUUCUCUACCCAUUCCCGUCUCUGUCGAAAUGGUGAAAUCUUCAACUCUUCCUCUAACUUUCCCUCACACACAUGCACACGCACACACACACACACACACACGCACACACACUGGCUCUCAUGCUUCAUUUUGGAUGUGUGUCUAUUUCCUCUUAAUCCUCACAAGAAUUUCUUGUUUAAAUAAUAGGGACAUAUUUAUCUUCUCUCCACAUAAUUCCUCUUCCCCUGUCUCUACAGGACAGGACAGGGCAGUCGUUACCAUGGCAAUGCCUUCCCUGUGCCCACAGAUCACUAUCAUCUGAGCAUUAGGCAUGAGCGCUCAUGCCUCUUGCCUUCUCCCUGCCGUAGUCGGCUGUCAGUGUGGCUAGAUGCCGAAAUCCCCACCCCACCUCGGUUUGGCAGAAGUUGCCGAUGUUGCGGACAAUUUGGCGAGCAUAGUUUUCUCUGCGGGUGUCUCAUGUGGGCUGUGGCCAGCGAUGGGUUGGGUUACACUCUUGUCAAGGGCAAGGGAAUCAUAGCAGCAAUAUUAACAAUUCCUGGGAGCAAUUAAGGGAAAGUAGGAAACUAAACAUGCAGCAGACAGACAAGUCAAAAACAGCAAAGGCUUUGAUUUUUCUUUUAAUUGCAGAUUGACGGCAUUCACCAUCUGCUUCUUCAACGCCUGUUUGGGCUUUACAGUUAUUGUUUACACCAGCUUCAGGCAAGACGCUGUUUCAAAGUGAGCAGUGCCUCAAGAGGACUAAAAAGUUUUGGGGAAGGAAACUUGGUAAAAUGCAGAGGGGUGAGGACAGGACUGAGAAUAUUUUAAAACCUGGAGGCAAAAGUUUGAUGUUGCAGCUUUAAUUUCACGUCCAAACAAACAAGACACUGACACAUAAGUCUAAAAAAGAAAAUGCCUUGAAUGCUCCUCGCUUAAAGUGUCCUUGAGUAAGACGUUGGACCAUAGCCAUCAGUUAAAACCCCCCAAAUGUGUGAUUAAAGACUCAGUGACAGAGUAGCUAACAAAGCUGAGAUCUUGCAAACUUGUGUAAGCAAAUCUGAGUAUGACUCGGUCACCGCGCUGGCUCUUCAUGGCUGUGAGCUCAUAGUGGGAAAAGCAGAUUAGCCAACAGGCCGCUGACAGUUGUGUUGGGUCUGUGCUGCAGCCUCGAUGGCAGCGUGGUCUGCGGCAGCAGCUGUUAGGGGUUUGGUGUUGGUGUUGGGAGCCAAACUCCCAUCCAACCCCAGAGGGGCUGCAGAGAAACAAGCUUUAAAUAGGAUUUGACAUUAUAUGACCGAGGAGACAACAACAGUGCUGGGUGUGAUGCGUUAUAUCCCUAAAUUGGAUUUUCUGCCUUUUGAAAAGGUGAUAAUUGAUACUGAUUGACGGAACAAAAAUGGAACAGAUGAUGAAUUUUGAAGGGAAGGGUAGCAAAGGUAACUUGAGUCUUGGGUUGACAAAGUUGAUAUUGUGCUUUCCAGAGAUGUUAAAUCAUGAAUCCAGGCAGUUAUCCAAAGAGGAAUGGUUGUGAACCACUUUGGAUUUCAUCACUUUGCUUCAGCUGCUUCGUUUUUUUGUGCGAUUCUGUGGCAAGUGGAAUUUAAAAACUGUUUGCAAAACAUCCACUCCUAAAAAUUAACAUUUAGAAAAAUACUUUAUAAGCUUUUUGAGCAAAAAUGUCAUCAAUGAAUGCUGGUAUCAAACUGACCAAAGUAUUGAAGGCUAGGUUCACAUUGCAGGGCUCAAUGCUCAAUUCUGAUUUUUUUUUUCUCCCUAGAUCCGAUCUUUCUCCCUAGACUGACGUGACACAUAUCUGACAUCAGUGUGAAUGUAUCUCUGCCCUUAAAAGCUUCACAUGUAACCAAUAACAUUUUAGUCAUGGGAAACAAAAACGUCACAUUUAAGUGAAAAAAUGAGUGACUUAGCAGUGCAAGCUUUCAUCUCCCAAAUGAUUUGCUGCAGAGGUUGAAUGACAAUUCAUCAUAUGUUGAGCAUGAAGGUCAGAAAAUGAAGGAACGCAAAAGUUGUAGAAAAUGUUAGCUGCUAUUGCUGGUAGUUCUGUGGAUAGAGAAGUGUGGGUGUAGCCAGGAGAGUCAGGAGUGAUGGGCCUGCAGUGCGGAGGGUUUCAGGGAGUUCCUAUCCAACUUUAGGAUGUUCACUAUCUCUGUCGGUGCCUCACCACAACGCUGUCAUGGCAUGUAGGCAAGCUAUUCCCAUCAGAAAGCAUCUGGCAGUCAGGUUCUAGUGGGUGGCGACUGAAGCAGCCUACCGCAACAGAGGUACGGCCUCAGCAGCCUUCUGUAGUUUCAAUGAACAGCUGCGACACUACAUGGUGAGUGAUCUGGGCCAGCACAGUGACGUACGAUGUGGUAAAAACCAUGGAUGUAUGAAAGAAAGAAACACACAUGAAUUCCUACAUGACCAUUCUCACAGGGGUCGCAUGUGUAGCGUCUGGAUAAGUACGGCUCUAGGACCACAUAUGAAAGUGGCCUGGAUCUGAGUGGAUGAAGGUGGAUAACUGCGUUCACUCUACUGUAAAAAAAAAAAAAAAAAAAAAAAAACAGACACGUGACAGCAAAAAAAAUCGUAUUUGAGCCACAUUUGCUCGUAAUGUGACCAUAGCCUAAUUUGAUGUACAAAAAACAAACAGAUCUUACGUACUUCCCUCUGACUUCAGGGCUGUAAACCAAAACCAUGUGCAGGCUCUCCCUGUUUGUCUGUCUGGUGAAAUAAAAGUUCCUAUUCUCAUUUACACGAUGCCACGUGCAAAAAAAAACAAAAAGUUUGUGCUGCAUAGCUCAAAGUCAUCUCAGAAAUGGGGCCACGAGGGUGGCUGUUCAAUCCCAUCAAGGGCCGGGGAGUGUGUUUGUGUUUAAGCUCUGCCAAGAGACAUUUAACCAGAGUUACCUCCCAACUCAGGCCUGCCGCAAUCAGGCUGCACAUCUGGUGAACGGUGUGUGUGUGCGUGUGUGAGUGUGUGUGUGCACAUAUCACUAUGUAUGCUAUGCACUUCCAAAAUCAUGUGUGCACGCAACAGACUGAGUGACUCAUGCCAGAUAAGGGUGUCUGGCCCGCUACAAGCCAGGGUUAAAUCACUCGGCCUGUUGCCCCGUUAUCGUCAUGGCAACACUCCUCUUGAUGAAUUUCUGAGAUCCCUAACAGCCUGAAGUCAUCAACCAAGAUAGCAGACCAGUAGGAUAAGAGGUGAGGGAGAGCAGAGGGAGGAUGAUUGAAGAAAACCACCAAACAGUUUUCUAUUUAAUUCUGCUUACACAACCCGACCUGAGUAAAAAAUGCAAAAACCUCAGUCGCUUUCAGUAAAUGUCACGGCACCGCAGAGCCGAGAAUAGUGACACAGACACAUGCAGUGUGCACCAUUAAACUGCACACACCUCUGUUUUUUUUUCUCGUCGAUUUGACUGACUCACCACAGCAAGCAAACAAUUUGUACGAGAAGCAGAAAAGGUAGACAGAAAAAAUAAAUCUUGAUUCAGGAAUAAAACAUGAAUGGGGAAUAUUUUUCGGACGGAGCGAAAACAAGACAAAAAAGAGAGAGUCGUGGUUAAAUCAGAGCCAAGGCUUGAUGAAUGGAGACUCAAAUCCAAAAAGAGACAGUUUGGAAAUAAUCCUGUCACUGCUGUUCCCUGCGACUGUCUUAUUGGAUGUAGCAUGGUAAUGACAACGGGAGAGAAGGGAGGUAAUAAGCUUGACCAAACAGCUUUGAUUUUUCACUUUGAUGAGGGAAAGUCAUCGCAGCAAUGAAAUGAAAGCUGUCUAAAUGAAGGGAGCAGCUCAUCAUCCCUGUAAAAGGAGAUUUGUAGACCAGUGAAAGCUAAAGCGAAAGCAAGGUUGUGAUCUUGAACGAUUGGAGCGGCGUUCGCUGAGCUUGUUGCAGAUUCAAAGUGUUUGAUAUCCGAAGAGGAGGGUUCUUGUCUCUUGUGUCUUGUCUUGCUCAAGGACACUUAAGUAUUGUGGCCACUCAGCAGAUGUUAAAGCACUGAAACCUGUGACAUUUACAUUCCUGGACAGUCUGACUAAUCGCAGCUCUGGCCUGGUGCCUGCUGUCAUUUCUGUCAUGAUCAGUCACAAAAUCAAUAAAGCAAUAACACACAUGGGAAAGGAAAUAGCUGCAGCCUGUAGUCACAAAAUACCUUGGGGAUGUUACAGCUUAUUUACAGCAUGUUCAGCAUUUUUACAGGGGUGUCAGACAUUAUCCAAAGAAACGAGCUUUGACUGUUAAUUUGAUCAGAUUUUCUCGGGCUCUCUACCAACAAAUGUUCUGCAGUAAACAUGGCUGCUUGCUUCGGGUGAUUGGAACACAGGGAAUAAAUUAAGUGUAAAAUGCUAAACUGUAAACGAGACAGACAUUGCAGACAGUUUUGGAGUUGUGUUGCUAGGAAACAGCUCAGCGCCAUCUUUAUGUCUUUUCAGUUAUUAAUAUAAGCUACAGGAAGCAAACUUUGACCCAUUCUGUGGGUUAAUGUCUGAGAAUGGAGUGGUCUAAACUCAGGAUGUGGGUGCUGUCAGAGGGUUUCUAUACAGGUUGUCUGCUACAUUAUUCUUCAGUAUAUCAGGGCUCUGUCAGUAUGUAGUUAACUGCUGGAUAUCAGCCAAUCAGCCGUUUUUCUUUUCCCUGACUUGAGCUUUAAGCAUAUUUUCUUUGCAUGAAUUCAUAAAUUAGCAACUCACUUUAUUCUUACAGCUGAAGGCUUAAAGGGACACUCCAGUGAUUUAGAAAGGCACUUGAGGGACUCCCAAGACACAGAUUACAAAAGAAUGAUCAAAAUUGGUGCAGCAGAGGUCAAGAUCUCCUCCAAAAAGCCUUGAUCAAUCAUUUCCCAUCACGCAACUCUUCUUGAUUAACCCUCUCUGCCUGGUAAAUGUUCACGUCUGUAAGGGGCCGUACACAUGCCACGUCCUUAACUGCAACGUCAGGUGCUCGGUGCUACUGUUGUGCCUACUUGUGCCAUCUUUCAAGGGCACAGAUGAAGGCAGGUCGCAUCUAAGGUUGCUAAGUGACCAUAACCAGCACUGUAUCACAGUUUACUUACCUGAGUGCAGAGCUGAUUUUCCAGGCAUUGUUUUGUAAGUGUGGAUGAGGCCAAAAAUAUUGUCGGUGGGACAGAUGCAAAGCUCUGGGCAGCCCAGCACUGAAAUCAACUUCUUCCUCAGAAGAAGGGAAAGAUAUCUGCUAUCUGUGAUUGGUUGUUCCUCGUCACAUGACAUGCGAUGUGCACUGCCGCUUUCCAAAAUUUGAACUCUGUUUAUCUCUGGGCGCAGCCGUCACACCCUGAAAAACAGGCGCUUGGGAGCUGUGAUGGCGUCGCUCAGGCUUUUGAGCGCACCUUCCAUGCAUCGUCAUUGAAAACGAUGAAUUUGAGGGCACCAAAAUGCAACACGUGUACGGCCCCUUAACCUCAAUGCCACGACUUUAUAGCACAGGCUUUUUGUUAUAAAUGUGUUGUUUUAGAGCCCUGAUGACAUCAUUAUGACAACAUUGGGUUUAUUUUUUCGAUCUUGACAUGGCUCCUCUAGAGCCACAGGAAACAUUACACGACAGUUGUCACAGGUUGAGUAGUAGUAACCACGCCUAGUAAACUGAAGUGCCAACUUUGACCUUACAGAAUAUUGUUUCCAAAAUCACAAACGUCAGUCUAAACCAAUCACCAUCAGCCUUUAAAACCCUGCUAAUGAUCCAACUCUCUUUUCGGCCAACUUCCUAACCAUCAACACAUGUUCGUAGCGUUCAGCAUGUGUGUGUAUCCUGUACAGAUGUGAGUCUCCAGGGCUGUGUUGCCCCACCACCUUCACCACAGUCACCCCCCAUCUGUUGUUUUGCUUGCAGAGUGGCUGCCUGUCUACGGGGCUUACAUGCCUUCACGGCCCUGGCCCCCCGCCAGCCCUGUGGCUUCCACCGAUUGAUCUUUUCCAAGAAACAUUAGCGGCAGGCAGGCCGGAAAUCAAGGAGGAGGGUGCAGGGGUGUGGAGAGUCACUUUACUUGGGUCUCUUUCUGACUUUGUUGUUCAAGUCAUUUCUUUCUUUUUCCUCUCUUUCCGGUGGCUCCUAUAUGGGUCUGGAAUGUGUGGUAACCUUUAGCAAAACACAAAACAAGUGCCAAGUGUGCCAUCUUGGCAAGCCAAAAACUACUUUUCCUGUAGUUUUGACUCCUCGUGUCACAUAUCACAGUCUUCAUCAGUGGAAGAUUGCAGCUGUUAUAUGCUAAACACCCUCAACCCUUCAAAUCAACGAAUUAAGUUCUCAAAAAUGGGAACCAGAAUACGCCUCCUGUCAGGCCACAGCGACAGAAAGCUGCUGCUGCUGCUGUUGUCUUGGCUGCAAACAUGUUGUUAUUCUCUUCAUGUAAGCGACGGAAAGCAUUCGCAUUCCACAAGCUGAGCGAUCGCAUUAACUCCGACAGCUGCAACUUUGUGUCACCACUGAUUGGAAAGUACUCGGUGUUACUAACCACAAGCAUUGCCCAAAACAAGUGCAAGUCUUUUAACUUGCUUUUUUGUGCUUAGUUGGACUCUAGGGCUGGAUUUGUUAGUAUUAGACUGAAACCUAUCAAUGGUAUUAUAGGGGUCAGUUCACCAAAAUAACAAAACACUUCCCUCUAGUGCUGCAGAAUCCAGCUUUUGUUUUCUAUCAUCCCCUUAUACAAUGGAGGAUAACAGCAUUGAAAAAUGUCAUUUAUUGUCUCUGCAGUUUUUCUUGGAACUACUUUCAACCAAAGUAAUACUCCCUAUGAAAACUGAUGACCGCAUAUUCUGUGGAACAGCCAGAGUCACAGACGCUGUUCCUGGAAAGAGAUGAUGCUAUUGAAUUUUUGUAGGUUUGUGAAAACCACAAGAGAUAUUCUUUAAACUUCCUUUGUACUGGGGUGAAGGCAAAUGUCUCAAAACUUUGCCAGAUCCAACCAAAACUAUCUGCAUGACUAGAAUACCACUAGAGGUAGGUGAGGACAUUUGUGUGAACUCAGCCUUUAAAACGUUAAAAAAAGUACCAGUGAAAAAGAGAAAGCCUCAGAAUGUUGGAUUCUUCCCCCGAGAACUAAAACCUUCCUUUUGUUUAUGGGUCCUUUUAAUGAGUAAAUCAAUUGGGCGCGGUCCAGUUCUGUUCAGUGAAGCAGCCAACUCACGUAAAAGUUCCAUGGAAAAUAAUUUGCCCUAUCACACAUUGAAGUGGGCUCCAAUUCAGCAAAGCAAACACACCAAAUUAGGUAGCAGUGUAGAGGCGGUGUUGCAUAUGAAAUAGUGGAAACUUUAGUAAUGAUGAGCAGGAAACUCCUGUAAACAUGUCACAUUUUGUCCGAUGAACGCGUCUGGUAUCUAUAAUAGCAAAAUAGGAGAGGUGUGAGCGAGUGUUUGUCAGUCAGGGCUCAUAACACGACUAUUUGUGCUCCAGGACAGAUUGUUGGCUUCGGGGGUGGGUGUGGGACCAGUCUGGUCCAGGAGUCCAUAUGUUGUGACACCGCAGAUCAAAAAGAUGAAAGUCAGUGUGGCGCUGCGGAGACAGAUGGACGCAGUGACACAUACUACGUGCGUGAAAAGUCGGGCACGCAGACAGGCCGACACCUGGCUGCAGAUCAGAUGCCAUCAGACACUGGAGGGAAGGGAUGUGUGUUGAAUGUGUGUCUCUUGUUGCGUGCGUGAGACUACACAAUAUGGCCAAAAGUAUGUGGACAGCUGUCAACAAUAUUUUGUGUAAUUUUGCAUGGUUUAAGGCAAGGCCCAUUUGUUGCAACAGUCAGGGUUUAAUAUUACUAUACAGGUACUAUUUAUUAAGAAUUUAAAGGAAUAGUUCAACAUUUUGGGAGAUACUCCAGAAAGUCACCAGGGCUGGACCUGAAUAUCGACUAUUUGGAUUAGAGUCUGCCCAUGCACACACAUCACACAUUAACAAGGCUAACUGUUAGCAUCACACGGCUAACUUUAACGAGUUAAAUAACAGAGUCAAGCCAUUUCGGCGUUGGUGUGAGUUUGUUGGAACCGUUAAACAACAGCAGUGUUGUCAGAUGUUAGCCGCUGCUACCUUGUUGGCUCAUGCUAACCGGGCAGACGUUGAUCUGACCGUUUGCCGGGAAGAAAGCGGCUCCUGAGACGGUCUCCUACAGCGUUGCAUCUAACCUGUGUAGCAGAAACAUUGUGUUUUGUAAAUAUGAAUCUCAAAUACUAAAUUGGUUGCAGUUAUUAUGGUCAGAUUUGGAGUCUAUUGUGAUGACUCCCAUCCCGGCAAAAGCUUCAGAUAUUCGCUGCUGAUUACUACCAAAGCUCCAAAAGAUGCUACAUACUGCUACCAGCCAGGAAAUUUGUCUGGUUUAUAGCCCCAAUACAACAUCCAGAUAUUAUUUUUUACAAUUCAGCAAUCAGUUUUCUUGGCAAAAGGACGAAUUUCCCAAAAUGUCAGACUUUCCCUUUACCACUCAGCACCUUUUUAACUGCUUUAUCAGGACUUUGUGGGCUUGCUUUCAUUAGAAUUGACCGACAAUGAUCAUAACACCCACCAGCUGUCAUCAGAUUCUGAAUCAGAAGCGGCUAAAUCCUGAUUGCUGCUUUUUCCGUCUUUGUAAUUAAGUCACGCCCCCUGCAAACCAGCGGAAGAGCAGGGACAAAAAAGGAAAACAGAAAAUUCAUGUGAAACAGCCAAAACUGCUCCCACUUUGGCAGAAUAUACUGUGUCCAUGCAGGAUCCCAUCACUCAUAGUAAGAAGUUGAUUGCGAACAUAUGUUUUCAAGGCCUUUAAUGCUACAGCAUACAGUGAUAUUUUAGACUACUGCCAACUCUGUGGCAACGGUGGGAAACCUUUUCCUGUGUCAACAUGACAGUGCCCCCAUGGCCUGAGUAUGGUCCAUAAAGAUGUGGUUUUCUUAGUUUGGUGUGGAGGAGCUUGACUGACCUGCAUAGUGCACUGACAUUAACCUCACCCAACACCUUUGAGAUGAAUUAAUUAAUGCUCCUGUGGCUGUGUUGGAGAAAAUCACUGCAGCCAGGUUCCAAAUUCUUGUGGAAAGCCUUCCCAGAAGAGUGAAGCAGUUACAGCAGCAGAUGAAUGUCCAUGGUUUCGGAAUGAGACGUUCAACAGUCACAUAUGGGUAUCAUUUUCAGGUGUCUGCAUACUCUUGUCCAUUUAGUGUGUUUAGUCCUUUUCUGCGUGCAUGUGUGUGGUCUGCUUUGUAACUUGAGCCUACCUGCAAUUCUCAGAAACUUGCCGUCCCCAAGCAGCCCAACCUGAAGUGAGACAGAGGCAGAGAAAGAGAGGGUGACGGGGUUAGAAUAAAGAGGCAAACAAAGGGGAGGGAAAGAGGGCGAGAGCGAGCCUCUAGAGGGGUUUGAAUUCCCCGCAAUCAAAAAUGGAGACAGAGAUGGAAAGAGGGAGUGACUGAAUCUUACAAUCACAGAUUUCCCACAUUUAUAGCCCCCACCGUUUUUGGGUUUGGUUUUGUUUUGCACUUGUGCUUUUGUGUGAAGUCAAUCAAUUCUGUUUUAAUUAUUGUUUUUGGUGGGAGUCUGAGAAAAAGAGAAGACACGAUGAUGACUUUUUUUUUUUUUUUGGCCCUCUGUUUUUCUAUUUAACUUUGUUUUUGUACAUUUUUUUUGUAACUUCAUCCACUUGGCAGCUUGAUAUUUAAUGUCUUUUUAAGGCGGUGUGUGUAUGUGAGUAAAUGUGUAUGUAUGUGUGUGUGAGUGUGUGUGUGAGCUCAUAAGCACUGUCUCAGCCUACUGCCUGAAAAGACUUCCACUCCACCUCACAGAUCUUUUACCUCCUUUGAUGCCAUAAAGGGGACUUCAUACUGUGGCAGCCAUCUUGUUUGCGCUCUGUAACUUUUAUUUUGUUUUGAUGACAUCAUCUUUUCCUUGUGACCUUAACAACAUCACAUAACCACUUGUUUUGCUUUUUUCUAAAGUUGCUUUUUUGUUUUGAUGUUUGUUUGUUUUUAAUAAGAAGAUGUAAUUAAUUUUCUCACCUUCACACAUGCAACUCACAGGGAACAUACACAUCUACAUAUACAUACAUGCACACAAACACACACAGUACAGUCUUUGUUUUUUUGCCGUGGUCUGAUUGUGGCCGUGUCCUCUACUGGUACAACAGUCAGACUACUGUAGCCGCUCUGUUUGCGCCCUCGCUGUUAUGUGAUCGCUAUGAAGGCUCGCCAUUGUGUGACCAAAAACCAUUUUUGUCGUCGCUCAGCCACUCAGAACCGGUUUGGGCCAGAGAGACCAGACCUGAGAGGAACCCAGGAUGCAGUAAAUAAAUGGCCAUUUUUGCCCUCGUCUUUUGUUUACUGUUCUGUGUGUGUCUGACAGCAAAAUGGUGCCGGUUUGAUGCUCUUUUCUGUUGUUUCUUUUUUAUCUUUUAUCACUGAUAUAGUUUUUUUUCCCUCCAAACAAACAAAGAUGUCAAAAAAAAAAAAAAAAAAAAAGAAAUUAUGAUUUCUUUUGGAAAAAGCUUUUUAUUUGAGUUGCAUGCUGAUGUGCAGAUAGUACUUCUGCCUGUAAAACUAUGAAUUGCACCUUAUUGGAGAGAUGUGUUUUUGUUUUUGUUUUUAUGAGUACAUAAAUAUAUAUAUGGGGGAUGUAUCUGUUUUUAAUUUUGUUAAAAGGUGUAACUGUUAGCUAGUCAGGCAAUGUAUUGUAUCAUAAACAGGGUUAUGUUUUUUAUUUUUUUACGCCUGUUAAUGCAGGUUCCAUCAUAAAUGAUUCAGUCACUGAUGUUUGUUGUGGGAAGGCUUCAUUAAGCAGCGAAAAUAAGCUGGAGACUGAUGAACAUGCAAAAAGUCCAACAGACUUCCUACAGUGGAUUGUGAUUCAGAUUUAAAGGUCCAGUGUGUAGAAUUUAGGGGCUUCUAUUGGCAGAAAUUAUGUUUAAUAUUAAUAACUAUGUUUUUGUUAUGUUAUGAUCACCUGAAAAUAACAAUGGUUGUGUUUUUGUUCCCUUAAAAUAAGCCAUUUAUAUCUACAUAGAGAUAGUACCUCCAGGAUGUUGCCAUGGUGUGGUCGUUACAGCUAAAGCAAAUUCAGCCCAUCCCAGUAAAAAACCCAUCUGACUAUUUAAAACAGAUGAAAUGUCAUUUCGUAGAGCUGUCUCAUUCUCUCUCCGUUUAUCAAACAGAAUGACGGGGACAACUGUUAGCAUCACACAGCUAAUGUUUCCCAAUGGUUAUUAACGGUUUUAACGACAGAGACGAUCUGUUUUGGUGUCCAUUUAACAGCACAGUGUUGGAUGUUAUAGCUGCUGCUGCUGUGUUAGCUCGUGCUAACCGGGCAGAGACAGCAGCAGGAGAGUGCAUCACCGAGAUGGUACUUAAGCGCUGUUUUGAAAUCCUGGAGGGACUCACACAGAGUGGAUCUUUUUCCACGGAGUCCCCCAUGUUGUUCUACAGUAGCCCAGAAUGGACAAAUCCAACUGGCUCUAGAUAGGGCCAUCCGCGUUGGCCACCAUACACGCUUGACACCCUGGAUGAGUUUAGUUCUGCAACCUCAAAGCCAUAUCCCACUAAAUCCUCCACACUGGACGUUUAAAAAGAAAAACAUUUUAAAAUCUUUACUUUAUAUAGGCUAACUAGAACUUCUGUGAGAACAGAUUUUAAAAUGAAGUGGACUUUGGGGUUCAAAUUGGGUCACAAAUUACAAUACAAAUACAAACCAAACACAGUGUUGUUCCAGGAAGUUUGAUGGGGAAGAAAAUAGAUGACAAAACCACAAAAACUUGUUUCUCUACAGACUUUAUAACAGAAACAGGUUUGCUUCGUUGGUUCAGACAAAAACAUCCUGUAAUGAAGACAAGUGUGACUGCCUGGCUAAUUGCUGCUGCUUAGUGGAGCCUUGUCUACAGACACACACAAAACACACACACACACACACACACACACACAGGCUUGUCCUUACAACCACUAGGAGGCAUCCUGCUUGUCCUCUCAUACAUCACACAAACACGACUUCAGCCUUCCGUCCAUCUUGUCCUUGAAAAAAGGACAAAUGACUAACAAAAGACACCAUGUUGCUUAGACACAUUUUCACACACACACACACACACACAGGCAAAUACACACACACACACUAACAAUAAGGCUUUGGCAGAUGACUGGCACCAGGCAUGGUGCUGCCACCCGGUCUCACAUCCCCAGGGCAGGGUGCUGUCUGCAGCCAAUUAACCAACAGGGCCGGAUGCCAGGUCCAUAUCCAUCUAAUCCUCUCCACCCUCCCGCCACGUUGCCAGAUUUAGCCCUCCACUCUUUACGCAGACUUUGUUGUGUUUAAAAAAAUAAGGUUUGCAAUGUGAGCGGGAUAAUGAAAGUAGGUUAGAUGACUCGGGUGUGUUUUUUAUUGGGUAAAAUCCUGUUGAAAACGAGCAGGUUGCAACACUUUGUGCUUUUUUUAGUCGACCUAAAUGAGAUUGGAGAGAUUAGUAGACUGGUUAUGCCUAUUCUGAUCCAUCCUUGUCUACAAAUGGAAAAACACAUAACAUACAAAAAAGCAUCCCUACCUGAGUAGCUAACAAAAAUGUUCUUAUGUAGCCUGCAAACCACAAACCAGUCGCUCCUUUUCAAGCAUUUGAAAAGCUGUCAGAAAAGGGCAACGCAAGGAUUAUUACCUUUUUAUUUUUGACACAGUGGCUACAUAUGAGCGUACGUCAUUACAUAUUGUGACAUGUACCAUAACACAACCUCUGUCCCCUGCCUCCCUCUGUCCCCCAUGCACUGAUAAUGAUUGUAUAUGGUCGCAUAGUUUUAUUUUUUAUAUCAUUGUUAGGGCUUAAUUUUGUUUCUGGGGUCAUUUAUUAUUUUGUGCUGUUUUGUUUGAGAUAGUUUGAUGAGUCUCUGUAAUUGGUGUGCAGGAGAGUGCGUGUUUGUGCGAGUGAGAGUGUGUGUGUGUGUGUGUGUGUACUGUAGCUUACUGAAUGUGUGUAUGAGAGGGGACAGAAGAGAGAACGACUGGGUGUGUUGUUUAGUGGCUCGGUGUUCAGCUCCCAAUGCACAUCAGCCCUUUGCCUGUGUUCAUCAUUGUGCCAGUGUGUUCAGGUGUUCCCUUGCCUCUGCAUCCGUUCAUCCAAAUGAAGAGAGAGAGAGAGAGAACGGGAGAUGAGGAGGAGGAGGAGGAGGCAGAGGGCCUUUUCCCUCGGGGAAAAAAAACACAAAUGAGAAAAGAUACUUUUGAAAAAAGGAUAUUUUUCUCCUCUGCGGGGUCACAAAGAAGAGUGUACAUUUCUAAGUUAAUUGAAAAUGAUGAAUAAAAAAACUCAUUUGUUCUCUAUAUGAAUGGCUGUAUGUUAACCAUGAACAAAAAGUAAUGAGUUCUAUGACAAAGACAUAUAAUAAAUUAAUUUUAAAAUUUUAA
Messenger RNA from Epinephelus moara (kelp grouper), 17701 nucleotides. It is a transcript of the gene mgat3b, whose product is annotated as beta-1,4-mannosyl-glycoprotein 4-beta-N-acetylglucosaminyltransferase b. Lineage: Eukaryota; Metazoa; Chordata; Actinopteri; Perciformes; Serranidae. Gene Ontology annotation, biological process: protein N-linked glycosylation; N-acetylglucosamine metabolic process. The transcript is spliced from 6 exons. Bases 794 to 2794 code for a protein of 666 amino acids. Gene Ontology annotation, cellular component: membrane. The record is from RefSeq and is a predicted model, not a curated record. Gene Ontology annotation, molecular function: beta-1,4-mannosylglycoprotein 4-beta-N-acetylglucosaminyltransferase activity.